Molecule: messenger RNA, 1085 nt
Organism: Drosophila willistoni
Lineage: Eukaryota; Metazoa; Arthropoda; Insecta; Diptera; Drosophilidae
Product: phospholipase A1
Exons: 2
Coding region: 37-1047 (336 amino acids)
Biological process (GO): lipid metabolic process
Molecular function (GO): lipase activity
Source: RefSeq, a predicted model, not a curated record
GUGUCAUCAAAUCGGCAGCAUCGUUACUAAACGAAAAUGAAAGUAUUUGCAGUGUUAGCAGUACUCAUCGCAGCAGCCAGUGCUCAACGGGAGGUAAUUGUUGGAGAGGAAGGCUGGUACGUACCGCAGCUAGAUGGCACGGCAAAGGGAACACACCGGGAGGUGUUCAUGGCGAAAUGCGGAGGUCCUGAUAAAUUUGAUUUUAAUCCAGUCAAGUUCUAUUUGUAUACCAAUUCUAAUCCUCUUGAUGGAAGAAAACUCAACCGUUCCAUAGCGAGUUUUGAAAGCUCGCCAUUCAGAAAAGAUAAACCCACCUUUUUCGUCAUACAUGGAUGGGCAGGUAGUUACGAUCAAUCUCAGAACUCUAAUAUUAUAAAAGCCUGGUUAGGCAGGGGCGAAUUCAAUGUAAUCGCCGUCGAUUGGCCACGUGCGCGCUAUACUGAAUAUUGUGGAGCGUAUAUGGCCGCUCGUGGUGUUGGUUGGUAUCUUGGAAAGAUGAUCAAUUUUAUGGCAAAGUAUGGCUUCGCUGGCGCAGCCAACAUCCACCUUAUUGGUUUCGAUCUAGGCGCACAUAUAGCAGGAUUUGCUGGCAAGUAUAUUGGUGAAGGCAAAAUCACAACUAUAACUGCUCUGGAUCCAGCUUUACCUGGCUUCACCUAUUCGUGGCCACACGCGCGUCUAGACACCAAUGAUGCAAAAUACGUUGAGACCAUUGUAACUAGCGGUGGAUUAUACGGUAUUCUGAAGCCUAUUGGAAGAGCUGUUUUCUACGUUAAUGGCGGCGAACAUCAACCGGGAUGUAUUGCCGACAUUUUUGGUAUUUGUGCCCAUGAGCGUGCUGUCACUUACUACGUUGAAGCCGUGGAAAAGAAUCACUUUGGCACCUAUAAGUGCUCUCAUUAUCAAACAGCUAUCAAUAAAAACUGUGCCCCUACAUUCUCCAACGUUCGCAUGGGAAAUACCUUCGAAAAUCCUGGCAAAGCUGAUGGCAUCUACUAUGUCCCUAUUAAAUCUAAGCGUCCAUUUGGCAUUUCUCCAUCUUCCUAAAUAAAGCACUGAAGGAUAUGCCAGUUUUCUUUAUCUGA